Molecule: messenger RNA, 3273 nt
Organism: Jaculus jaculus (lesser Egyptian jerboa)
Lineage: Eukaryota; Metazoa; Chordata; Mammalia; Rodentia; Dipodidae
Gene: Nlrp14
Product: NLR family pyrin domain containing 14
Biological process (GO): regulation of inflammatory response
Cellular component (GO): cytoplasm
Molecular function (GO): protein binding
Source: RefSeq, a predicted model, not a curated record
AUGGCAGAUUCAUUGUCAUUGUUCUUUUCUGAUUGUGGGCUGCUAUUGUAUUUGGAGGAGCAGAACAGUGAAGAAUUAAAUAACUUCAAGCUACUCCUAAAAGAGACCUUGAAACUUGGGUGCUACCUAGUACCAAGGACUGCAAUGAAGAAAGCAAGGGAGGACCUGGUUUACUUGAUGAAUAAACACUACCCAGGACAGCAAUCCUGGAAUGUGACUCUCAAAACAUUUGGCAAGAUGAACCUGAGAGAUCUGUGUAAGAGAGAAAAGGCAGAGAUCAACAGGGCAACACCAACCAUGAGUUCAGAGGGUGUAGAGGCCAUGGAGGAGGAGCAAGUUGAGCAGGAGUCAGUGCUGGGUGAUAGAACAGGAUAUAGAAGUAAAAUAAAGGAAACAUUUUGCGUUGUAUGGAAUAAGGACCCUCUGCUUGGUGAACAUGCAGACACAAUUACUGAGAAAGAACGCAAGCUGUUGGAACAUUUAUUCGAUAUGGAUGUCACUAAUGGUGAGCAGCCACAGUUGGUAGUGCUUCUGGGAGCUGCUGGUGUUGGCAAAACAACGUUGAUGAGGAAGGCGAUGUUGGACUGGGCAGAGGGGAACCUCUAUCAGCAGAAGUUUACCUACGUUUUUUAUCUCAGUGGGAGAGAAAUUUGUCAAAUGAAAGAGAGAAGCUUUGCUCAGUUAAUAUCAAAGGACUGGCCCAGCACUGAAAUUCCCAUUGAGAAGAUCCUGUCCCAGCCUAGAAAUCUCCUUUUUAUCAUUGAUAGUUUUGAUGAACUCAGCUUUGCCUUUGAAGAACCAGAGUUUGCACUGUGUAAGGACUGGGCCCAGGUACACCCAGUGUCCUUCCUCAUGAGCAGUUUGCUGAGGAAAGUUAUGCUCCCAGAAUCAACCUUGUUAGUGACAACAAGAGUCACUUCUUCCAAGAGACUAAAGCCCUUGUUGAAGAAACCGCACUAUGUGAAGCUCCUAGGCAUAUGUGAAAGUGCAAGAAUAGACUAUAUUUACCAGUUUUUCAAAGACAAGGCACAGGCCAUAGAAGCAAUCAGUGCAGUAAGAAACAAUGAAACGCUUUUCAACAUGUGCCAUGCCCCUCUCACAUGCAGGCUCAUUUGUUCUUGUCUGGAGCAGCAAAUGGAGAAGGGUGGCAAUGUCACCGAGAUCUGCCAAACAACCACAGCUCUGUUUACGAGCUACAUCUCCAACCUGUUUGCGCGGGAGGAGGAUGGAGGUUCUUCUAGUCGGCCCAAUGAAGCCCUGCUGAGAAGCCUGUGUCAAAUGGCUGCUCAAGGAGUCUGGACCAUGACACACAUGCUUUAUCGGGACAGUCUCAGGAAGCAUGAGUUAACCAGAACGGAUAUCUCAGUUUUCCUGGACAUGAAUAUUCUUCAGAAGGACACAGAACAUGAAAACUGCUACAUGUUUACUCACCUGCAGGUUCAGGAGUACUUUGCAGCUCUGUUAUACUUGUUGAAAGAUGGCUGGGAAACAAGAGACCGCUCCUUGAAGCCCUUUGCAAAUAUGAAAACGUUACUUGAAAGCAGACAUUACCACGCCCUUCAUUUGACACAGAUGAAACAAUUUCUGUUUGGCCUCCUGAAUGAAGCUAGAGUAAAACACCUGGAGGAAACACUGAACUGUACGUUGUCCCUGGAGAUAAAAGGGGAGGUGCUGAAGUGGAUAGAAAAUUUAGGAAGCAGUAACUAUUCUCCAACACAGCUGGGACUUCUGGACUUGUUUCACCUUCUGUAUGAGACUCAAGAUGAAGUAUUUGUAACUCAAGCAAUGAGCUAUUUCCCAAAUGUUGUCAUUAAUAUUUACGAAGAAACACACCUGCUUGUGUCUUCGUUCUGCCUUAAAAACUGCCAACGUUUACAGACCCUUAAACUGAUCAUAACAAUGAUAUUUAUAAAGAUGUUCAGCUCAAGUGGCACAGAUAAAACUUGGGAUAAUAGUCACUGUAGUCAGUGCUGGCGAGAUCUCUGCUCUGUCCUUCAUACAAAUAAACACCUGAGAGAACUGGACCUGGCCAACAGCAACUUGGAUAAAGAAAUACUAACAAUUUUAAAUGAAGAACUAAGACUCCCAAGCUGUAAACUACAAAAACUACUGUUGAGCUCUGUCUAUUUCCUUGAUGGCUGUAAGGAUUUCUUUAGUUUCUUGCCUUACAACAAGAAUCUGACACAUCUUGACCUGAAAGAGAGUGACAUAAUAGAUAGAGAUGUCAAGUCUUUGUGUGAAGUCUUGAAAGAUCCAGAGUGUAAACUACAAAAUCUGAGGUUGGAUUCCUGUAACGUAACCGCAGUUUGUUGUGUAAAUAUAUCUAAGGUUCUCAUUGAAAACCACAGCUUGAUAUAUCUGAGUCUGUCAACCAAUAAGCUUCUGGAUGAUGGAGUGAAGUUGUUGUGUGAAGCCUUAGGAAAUCCAGAGUGUAGCCUAGAGAGGCUGUCCUUAGAAAGCUGUGGCCUCACAGAAGCUGCCUGUAGGGAUCUCUCUCAGGCUCUCAUCAGCAAUAAUAGGCUGACACAUUUCUGCUUGGCCUACAACAAUGUGGGAGACAAUGGAGUAAAGCUUUUAAGUGAUGCCUUGGAACAUCCACAGUGUACUCUACAGAGCCUUGUACUGAGGAACUGCCAUCUCACCCCACGGGGUGGUGAAUAUCUCUCAACCUCCCUUCUGCACAACAAGAGCCUGACACAUCUGGACCUGGCAUCUAAUGGGCUCAUGAACGAUGGGACCAAGCUGCUUUGCAAUGUCCUUCAGCAGCCAACCUGCAGUCUUCAGGAGCUCCAAUUGAUGGGCUGUCUCCUCACUCGUGCCUGUUGUGAGGAUCUGGCUUCUGCUAUCGUGAACUGCCCAAACUUGUGGAGCCUUGACCUCGGGAACAACAGAUUGGAGAAUGAGGGAGUGAAGAUUUUGUGUGGUGCUUUGAGACAUCCAGACUGUAACAUUCAGUGUCUUGGGUUGCAAAACUGUGAUUUGACCUUUGGCUGCUGUCAGGAUCUCUCCUCUUCACUGCUCAGCAACCAAAGACUGCUACAACUGAACCUGACAAAAAAUAUCAUUGGGUAUGAAGGAAUUAGGGAUUUGUGUGAAGUCUUGAGGUAUCCAGAGUCUACUAAACUGCAAAUUCUCGGGUUGUGCAAAGGAAAAACUGACAAGGAAUCCAGUAAGCUGCUGGAAGCUGUGGGGGUCAGCAAUCCACACUUGGUCAUUAAGUCACAUUAUGACUACCAUCCUGAAGAAGACGGGUCCUGGUGGCAGUGCUUCUGA